This is a messenger RNA of Solenopsis invicta (red fire ant), 588 nucleotides long. RefSeq names its product extensin-like. Lineage: Eukaryota; Metazoa; Arthropoda; Insecta; Hymenoptera; Formicidae. The transcript has 3 exons. Bases 1 to 588 code for a protein of 195 amino acids. The record is from RefSeq and is a predicted model, not a curated record.
AUGCCGAGACCACGAAGCGAAGGAAGCAAGGCUUCAACCUCAUCGACGAUGCCACCGACGGCGGCGGCGACGCUGCCGCCAUCGCCGCCAACGACAACGACGACAAUGACGACGGCAGGAACACCACCGCCGCGACCGACGCCGACGCCGACGCCGACGACGACGGCAGGAACACCACCGCCGCGACCGACGCCGACGCCGACGCCACCGCUACCGCCACCGAUGCUAAAUGACAUCUCCAAAAAAGUGGAGGCGUUGAGAAGAAAUGUACAAAAAUUAACAAAGAAAGAAAAGCGGCAAAGAUACGCUGCUGCACGAAGAUCGGGAUAUGCACCAGCGUACCCACCUAUACCUACGUAUCCGCUACCACCCUCACCGUAUCCUGGCGGAUACGCUGUGUACCCACCGGCGCCUGCGUACCCGCCAACAGCAUACCCGCCAGCAGCAUACCCGCCAGCAGCAUACCCGCCAGCAGCAUACCCGCCAGCAGCAUACCCGCCAGCAGCAUACCCGCCAGCAGCAUACCCGCCAGCAGCAUACCCGCCAGCAACAUACUCGCCAGCAGCAUAUCCGCCGUAUUUUCGUUAA